ACGGCAGUUUCGCCUGCAUUCAGUGUGUAAACCGGCGGAGGAGUUGCCGGGAAACGCGACCGGAGAUGGGGGAAGAAGAGGAGGAAGAAGCUCGUCGUUGGAUUCGUACGGACGAAACAGCGAAACGAAUGUUGUCUCGGGUCCUCAGAGACCGCUCGAUCCUGCUCCUCCCGCCUCUUCACCGCGUGCCUCUACGCGCCGGGAAUGUCGUCGAAAUCACCGGCGCUUCGCCAUCUGCGAAAACUCAGAUCUUGAUUCAGUCCGCCAUCAGUUGCAUUCUUCCCAAGGAGUGGAACAGCAUUCAGUAUGGAGGAUUAGGGAAACUGGUGUUGUUUCUCGACCUGGAUUGCCGCUUCGAUGUUCUGCGUUUAUCAGAGGUUCUGAAGCAUCGUCUUCUUCAAGCCGACAGAUUAGGCAAUGGAGAAUGGUGGCAACUUCAAGACGCGAAUUUACGAAACUGUGGAUCAGAAGACAAGAAGUCCAAGGCUGUUUUUGAUGAGGAGCUUUAUGUUUCAUGCAUGAAACGUUUUCUCUACAUUCGCUGUUAUGAUAGUAUCGAACUUCUGUCCACACUCAAGACACUACAUUACCGGAUCCAAAGGGAGGAGGAAGCAUACGGCAUUCAAGUUGGAAUUCUUAUGAUUGACAGCAUUGGUGCUUUCCACUGGACUGAUCGGCUAUCGUCGUCUUUAGCUAUGGAGGCACAUAAUAGGAAAAAUCUCUCCCUUAAGAAUGUGGUGGAGACCAUAGUGCAGGAGAUGAAGCGGCUACUUCAAGUGCAUUCCAUGAUAAUAAUUGCCACUAAGGCUACAAUAUUCGGAGAUAAUAAACACCCGGCAAGCGAGAUCAGCCGGAAAUUCUCCUCGAAUGACGACUUGUCAAGAACUGGUUCGAGCAAUGCACAGCAUCUUCCAUUUCGUGAAUUUAUGCCAUCUUCCUGGCAGGCAUUUGUGACACACAGGAUCCUCUUACGACAACCAGCUGGUCAGUCUUUACCAAUGCAACAAAGCGCAAGUCCCUCUACGUACACGCUUGAAUGGCUACAACCCCAACUGAGCUCCUUCGACAAAUUCGCAGUGGAAGAGGGCGGUAUUGUAAACGUGUAACGAAAUGGUUUAUGGUAAGGUAAAUAUGUCCAUAUGAUUUUAUAGAAGAUGGUGACUUUGGGUAAAAAUCUUUUCUUGUUGAAAAUUACUUUGGAAUUAAUUACGUGUAGUGUUGAGAAGGCUCGUGAAUCGAGAUCUAUCUUGGUGAAGAAGCAGCAGCCAUUAUUUUAUAUAAACAAUCCGAUCAGUUUCAUCUC
Messenger RNA from Tarenaya hassleriana, 1303 nucleotides. Its product is annotated as DNA repair protein XRCC2 homolog. Gene Ontology annotation, cellular component: Rad51B-Rad51C-Rad51D-XRCC2 complex; replication fork. Gene Ontology annotation, molecular function: ATP binding; DNA binding; ATP-dependent DNA damage sensor activity. Gene Ontology annotation, biological process: double-strand break repair via homologous recombination. The transcript is spliced from 10 exons. Lineage: Eukaryota; Viridiplantae; Streptophyta; Magnoliopsida; Brassicales; Cleomaceae. The record is from RefSeq and is a predicted model, not a curated record. Bases 66 to 1106 code for a protein of 346 amino acids.